Molecule: messenger RNA, 1224 nt
Organism: Trypanosoma grayi
Lineage: Eukaryota; Euglenozoa; Kinetoplastea; Trypanosomatida; Trypanosomatidae
Product: pseudouridylate synthase-like protein
Exons: 1
Coding region: 1-1224 (407 amino acids)
Biological process (GO): pseudouridine synthesis
Molecular function (GO): pseudouridine synthase activity; RNA binding
Source: RefSeq, a predicted model, not a curated record
AUGCUACGUGCUGCUCGCUUGCGCUUUUCUUGGAGGCCUGCGGCCAUUCAGCAUCUUCCAGAUGUGGCCCCCGAGAGCACUCCCAAGAGAGUAGAGGAGGUGCAGCGACAGUAUCGUCCCUUGUCCCUCAAGGCUCGGCAGGCUCUGGCGGAAAAGUCAGACGAGGUGCAGUAUCACGUUAUCACUCAGGAGUGGUUUGGCCAGCGCGUCGACAGCUUCCUUUCCCAACAUCACCCGGAGUGGGACUAUGAAACCACAAAAAAACUUGUGCAGCAGGGCCAUAUCUACCGGUAUAGGAAAAACGGGAAAAAGAGGUACACACGCCUUACAGACAGGCUGGAGUUUGACGAGCUGCUUGUCGUGCCCACACACGCUUUUUGGGAAAAUCAACUCGCUCCUCCCAGUGGUGUUAUCCCAGAUGAUAAGGGGCGACCGCAGUUGAAGUUAUCAUCGCAGGUGCGAGAGAUGGCGCAUGACAUGGUGCUCUACAAGAAUGAGCACGUCAUUGUUAUCAACAAGCCACAUGGUCUUCCCAUGAUGCCGACAAGCAAUCCACAGGAAAUGAGUAUAACUGCUAUGCUCCCCGCUUGGAAGUAUACGAACACAGUGAAACCCAUUGUCUGUCAUAACCUUGACAAGGAGACGAGUGGUUGCGUUGUGUUGGCCCGAACCAAGAAUGCGCAUCGCAUGCUGGGCAGAAUGUUCGUCAAGCGUGUGGUGCCCAACAGUGUGUAUUGGGGGUUCUGUGUGGGCAAGCCUGCCGUGAACUUUGGAAGGAUGCGCAUGCACUUUGAUAUCACAAGGGGUAGCCAGGGAGAUAUCAUUGUUGCACGCCCUUCACCAACGAAGACGUCUAAGGUUGGUAUUGCUGAGUUCGUCGUUAAUGCGAGCGCGUUGGAGUUUGGGAGCUUCAUUUCCUUCUAUCCGUUAACUACUCGCCGCCACCAGGAACGCAUUAUGGCGGCGCACGCGCUCCGUUGUCCCCUCUUGGGUGAUGCCAAGUACGGUGGAGAAGCGGCAUUUCCCUCAUCGCUGUCGCUCUUCUGGGAUCCGGAAGACAAGGGACUGCCGCUACACCUGCACCACCGAAAGAUCCAGCUUCCAUACAAGAACGGAGCGGGCGAGUUUGUUUGUGUCACGGCCCCACUUCCCGCCCACAUGGAGAAAACGUUUAAGAAGCUGGGGUGGCCGUGUGAAGUAGAUGAUCCGCUCAUACCCGGUUGA